Molecule: messenger RNA, 1416 nt
Organism: Ectocarpus siliculosus
Lineage: Eukaryota; Phaeophyceae; Ectocarpales; Ectocarpaceae
Source: the annotation of a GenBank genome assembly
UGCGCGUUGUAGGGGCACCAUGAUGCGGCUAAGAGCAACAGCCUUCGUGGCAUCAGCGUCACUGGCGCUUUUGAUGCCGGCAAAGUCCUUCAUACUGCCCACCUGUCCACACACAACAAGCAUCGGGCAGCGCCAAGGACAAAGUGCUUCAUGCGCUGGACCAAGUCGGGAAUACCAGGCGCGGUUUGAUGGAGAAACGGACACAGCCGGCGCUCUUGGCAGGGUAGGGGCGGCGAGGAUUCCACCCCUUAGUGCGAUAGCUCAGGAAGGAGUUGCACAGCUGAGACCGCCGCUUGCGGCGGAUUUCUACAGCGAGAGCUUGCUUGACAAGGUCGCGCUAGCGCUGUUCCGGGUUCUCGUCCAGAAAGAGAUCGGGUACAAGUCGGAGGAGCCUGGCUAUGCUGGCCUCAUCGACGAAGCCCAAAACUACAUGGUGAUACAGGGCGCCUCAGUGGAAGAUCAGCAAGACAUGGUCGUUCGAGUUCUGACCACUAUCGCCGGCCCCGCUGUUCCCCCUGUGUACAAGCUGUUCAUGGCACCAUGGCCGUGGGCACCUUUCCUGACCGCGUUUUUCACACCUCCCUUUUUCAAGUUUCUCGUCGGUCCGAACAAGCUUGACGCGCGAAAGGAUGACACCCCCGGCGGUGUGUUCGUGGAAAGGUGUCGAUUUUUGGAGGAGACCAAUUGCAAGGGGUUGUGCACAAACAUGUGCAAGAUCCCGACCGAACGUUUUUUCGAGGAGACGCUGGGCCUGACGAUGGCGAUGGAGCCAGACUUCGACACGUACGAGUGCCGCCUGAGCUUCGGCCUCGAGUCGCCCGCGAUGGAAGAGGACGACACAGUUCCUCGUGGCUGCCUAUCUGGCUGCAGCUGCAAGGAGCUCGGGGCCGUGGUGGCUACCACGUGUUCGAAACAGUAGACAGAUUCCAAGUUCUCGGUAUGUAUUCGAUCCCCUCACGAGGUUGCUGCCUUUCUCAUAGCCAUAUCUGCGAACACAACAAUCAGUUUCUUGUGUGGCUCCUUCUGUCGAGAGUUGGGCACUGCCGGUUGUGACGUAGUUUGUGAUUUCCUCCAUUUAUUCAUUUUUCUAGAUGAUAUGCUUCGCAGUUCAAGACCGACCAACGCCUUUUCGCCGUCAAGCCCCUCUACGUGGUUGGAUUGUUGUUGUCGAUACCGCCCGUGGCUACACACUCAAGAGCCAACGUUGGUCCACUAUGAACCGGUAGAACGUUGUUUUUCGGUUGUACCCCGGGCACGUAAUGUCAAACAGGAGGAUGUAGUUGGUGACUGUUCCGGCACCAAUUUGCGAAGAAUCAAGUGUCCUUUGGGCUGCUCCGUAUUUCAAAGGCGUUGUACAAGUUAGAGAUCUAUGUCGCUUGGUUGUCGCAAUCCACCUUGACGUGUCGGCCCACGGUG